This is a messenger RNA of Pneumocystis carinii B80, 642 nucleotides long. RefSeq lists its product as hypothetical. The record is from RefSeq and is a predicted model, not a curated record. Lineage: Eukaryota; Fungi; Ascomycota; Pneumocystomycetes; Pneumocystales; Pneumocystaceae. Bases 19 to 597 code for a protein of 192 amino acids. The transcript is spliced from 2 exons.
AAUCGAUCUAGAUGUUUGAUGUGUUAUUAUAUGACUGAAAAAGAAAUAAUAGAAAUAAGAUUAUCUAGAAUAGAAAAUAUUGUUUAUGGUUCGAAUAAAAUAACUUCAGAUGAGUUUAUUUCAUUAAAUAUACCUUGUUAUGUAGAUUUAAUUGAGACAAAAGUUAAUAAUUUAGUAAAAGAAUCGGAAGUUUUAAAAAAAAUGAUGAAUUUUCUUAAUAGUUACUCUUUUCUUUUAGAAGAAAAGGUUUUUUCUUUAUUUAAAUCAUCUAAUACUAUUCAAAGUGAAAAAAUUCGAUUAAUUUUUUUAAAUUUACAUCUAUAUAAUAAUGUUUUGUCUCAAAUGCUUUCUAUAAAAGAAUUGUCUAUAUCAGAUUCAAAUAUAUGUUCUCAAGCUGCUUCUAAGAUUCCACAGUUUCAUAUAAUGUUAAUGGCUAUUAAAUCUUUUGAAAUUCAAUUGAAUCAUCUAUCAAAAAGAAUAGCAAAAAUCUUGGAGCUUUGGUAUGAAAUAGGUAUAAAUGCUGUUAAUGACUGUUUUCUGGAAUGGGAUGAAAGAAUUAAUGAUCUUAAUUUAAGACUAAAAAAGCAAAUGUCAUAAAUUUAUAAAUAAUAAAAAAUUGAUGUUAGAAUAAAAUAAUUAGAU